This is a messenger RNA of Drosophila innubila, 4762 nucleotides long. It is a transcript of the gene ttk, whose product is annotated as protein tramtrack, beta isoform. Bases 1181 to 3625 code for a protein of 814 amino acids. The record is from RefSeq and is a predicted model, not a curated record. Gene Ontology annotation, cellular component: nucleus. Gene Ontology annotation, biological process: regulation of transcription by RNA polymerase II. The transcript is spliced from 6 exons. Gene Ontology annotation, molecular function: protein binding. NCBI's taxonomy places the organism in Eukaryota, Metazoa, Arthropoda, Insecta, Diptera, Drosophilidae.
GCCGCCAAGCCAUUCAAACGCUCAUUCCAUUCCAUUUCAUCCGCUCGUCCGCGUCCGUCAACAUCCCACUUAACGUUUUUUUUCUGUCGGUUUUUGUCAUCUACGAACACACGAAGGCUUCGUCUCAGCUCGGUUCGGCGCGGCUCGACUUUACACACAAACAAACAGUUGGCCAUUUAUCACAUUUGAAAUCCGCCAUUACAAAACACAAAACGGGAGCAGAGCAAAGCAGAGACGAUAUUAUUAUCCACCCAGCGGCGACGACAUCGAUACCAACACCAACACCAACAACGUCGUAAAACAGGCGCGCGUGUUCGUCGUCGUGGCAGCCCCUCGAACAUACACUCACACAAGCGCACACACAUAUACGUACACACACACACACACACAGAUGGAUUGACACUCACGCAUACUAAGAACGACUCACAUCGGCUCCAUCCAACUCUUCCGCCCAACACCCCCCUCCCAACCCCAAUCAGCCGCCCUGACAGCUCAGUUCGGUUUUCGUGAUCGUGCUCUCGUUCUCGUCCGCUGUUCGUGUCCAACGACGCGACGUUGACGGCAGCAGCAACAGCGGCAGCAGCAACAGCAACAAACAUUAACAUUCAGGGACAACGACAACACGGCGACGGCGUCUGCGUCGACAUCCCUACGUUUCAGUUCUGAUUGGAGGUUCGUGCGCCGCCGUUGCUUGCACGCGGCGAUUUCUCAGCUCUGCUCAGCUGUGGAUUUUAUUAGUUAUUUUCAAUUCCGUUUUGUUCGCCUUCAAACUUAUUAACCACCCGCUUCUGUGUACAAUUAGUUGCAACUGUUGUCUAUGUUUGAAAAUCAUAACAAUAAUAACAACAUCGAACAACAGAAUAAAAUUCAAGAAAACGAACCCAAAAAGUGCCUCAAGUGCUUGUGUUCUCAGUUUUGCAAAACUUUCCAACAAUAACAAAAAAAAAAAGCUCAGUGCUACAACUUCAAGCGGAUUACAAAAACUUCCAAGAAUCGCAUUAUUUGAUAUUAUCGUCAAAAUGUUGAAGUGUUGAGCACAAUAAUCAAACAAAAGGACGUCAAGGAUAUUAAGUUGAAUAUUUGUUAGUUGCAUGCAACUCGCUUACAUAAAUACGGAACAUAUUUUCCGCAAUUCUCGCUAAUUAACGUGACGACAAUCAACAACCAAAACGGCUUCCAAAUGAAGAUGGCAUCUCAACGGUUUUGUCUGCGCUGGAACAAUCAUCAGAGCAAUCUGUUAUCUGUCUUCGAUCAGCUCCUGCACGCCGAGACCUUUACAGAUGUGACGCUGGCCGUCGAGGGACAAUACUUAAAGGCACACAAGAUGGUGUUAUCCGCCUGCAGCCCAUACUUCAAUGCACUGUUUGUAAAUCAUCCGGAGAAGCAUCCGAUAGUCAUACUUAAAGAUGUGCCCUAUUCGGACAUGAAAUCCCUGCUAGACUUUAUGUAUCGCGGUGAGGUAUCCGUGGAUCAGGAGCGUCUCACAGCCUUUCUACGUGUGGCCGAAAGUCUGCGCAUCAAGGGCCUCACCGAGGUCAAUGAUGACAAGCCCACGUCCGCGGAAAGCGCCCCGGCGCCACCACAACUGCAACGCAUACAGCCGUACCUGGUGCCGCAGCAACGGAAGCAGCCAAAUGUGCUUGCCGCAAAUGCAGCAGCUGCCGCUCUACACGCUGCAGCGCAGCCAUCUCUCCUCAGUUCCGCCCUAAUGCCCAAACGGAAGCGGGGAAGACCCCGCAAGCUUUCAGGCAGCUCCAAUGGCACUGGGAACGAUUACGAUGAAUUCGAACGCGAGGGAGUUUUGAAUGACUCGGAUAUGGGCAAUGGCAAACUGGGCAAUGAAUCAUAUUCCGGCAACGAUGAUGCCUCCGAUGACAACCAACAAGAGUCUGGCAACAAUGAUGAUCUGAAUGAAAGUCGCGACUCGCUGCCCUCAAAGAGAUCAAAGAGCGGGAAAGAUCAGCGCAUGGUACAACAAGAUGACAACAGCACUUCCGCUGCUCAAGCAACUCCAGAACUCUCACAGCGUCUUUUCGGACCGCCAACAUUAAUUCCCAUAACAACAACGACAGCAACUGAGGCAAUAUCCAUACGUGAAGCAACAACUGAGAAUGCCACGCCCACUUCGCUACAUCUGCCCACUAUUCUGGGCCUUAAGAUACGAGCCAUUAAUCCAAGCAAUUCAGCAGCAGCAACUAAAACAGCAACUGUGCCACAAAAGCAACAGAAUAACAAUUCGUUGCUAAAACAACAACUGCGUGGUGCCGCCAAGGAUCCGGAUACUUGCUCCUUACCAGUGACGGUGCCUCUGCCCCUUCCGGUGCCCGUUGAGGAAUGCGUCAAGGAGACACCGCAGCAGCAACAGCAGCAGCAGCAGAAGGAAAACAGUUGCAGCGCUCUGCAAUCGUUGGCCAAUGCGGCGGAGCGACAGUCGCAGCAAGCGCACAACAACAACAACAACAGCAGCAACAAUAAUGCCAGCUUGCACCAACAGUUGCUGCUGCACAUUGCCGCCAAUGCAAAGCACAACGCCAGCGACUAUUUCCAACAACAGCAGCAACAACAACAACAGCAGGAGCAACAACAACAGCAACCAGAUGCAUCGCCAAUGGCAGAGGGACAAUAUGUGGAUGAGGACAUGGAUUUUAUGUCACUGAGCGAACCGCAGGAUAAAUGUGAUGAGCCCGACCAUGAGCUCUUGACACUGGCAGACGAGAAUGCCGGACUGCCCGGCUAUCAGGCAUCCGAUGGCUUAGACGAGGCAAUUGCACCGACUGAAGAAGUUGGCCGUGAAAUCACCAGAUCAACGGCACCGACAAGUUCCACGCCCAAGCGUCCCGUACAACGGCGUCGUGUGCGUCGCAAGGCACAAUCCACGCUGGACGAUCAGGCGGAGCACCUGACGGAGAUGUCGGUGCGUGGCUUGGAUCUGUUUCGUUAUGCCAGCGUCGUUGAGGGCGUCUAUCGCUGCACCGAGUGCGCCAAGGAGAACAUGCAGAAGACCUUCAAGAACAAGUACAGUUUCCAGCGUCAUGCGUUUCUCUAUCAUGAGGGCAAGCAUCGCAAGGUGUUUCCCUGUCCGGUGUGCUCCAAGGAAUUCUCGCGUCCCGAUAAGAUGAAAAAUCAUCUGAAAAUGACACACGAGAAUUGUACGCCACCCAAGGACAUUGGCACCUACAGUUCGCUCAAAUAUUUAAUCUCAGCAGCAGCAGCUGGAGAUAUUCACUCCACGCUCUACCAACAACAACAACAACAACAGCAGCAGCAACAGGAGCAAUUCCAGCGUCAUCUAGAGGAGCAACAGUUGCAGCAGCAGCAACAGCAACAACAACAUGAGCAGCAACAACAGCUGACUGCAUUUGAAUGUCAGGACAGCACACUUCUGUUGCCGGAUGUGAAACAGGAACAGGAACAGGACACUGAGCACGAGCUGAGUAGUUAUGCGGCAACCACGCCCACAGCUGCUGCAGCGGCCAUGCUGAGCUUACAGAACGAUGUCAUCAUCAAGAACGAGCUACAAAUCUCGCCAUCUCCAUCACCAUCGCCCCCGCCUCCGGCGAUGUGUGCGGUGCCCGAGGGCAAGAAUCUGCCGAAUCUGGCGAGUGCCGCACAAACUGCAACGUAAAGACUUUCCUUUUGACUCAAAGAAGUGACCAAGAGACCAAGGAACCAACGCACAAGGACGAUAUCGAGAACGAGUGCCUUAACUAUAAAUGUAAAAUACUUAACAAUAAGCAAUCUUCAAAACUGAAACACUCAAAUCAAUAAGCAAUAAGCAAUAAUGAAUAUGAAUUAGAUAAUUUAGUGAAUUUCGAUAAUUAAGCAAUCAUAUUUGUAUCACAGAUUACUUUAACAAGGUUCCGUCCAUAAAGCCUUAAGUACUACAUUUAAUUCGAUUUUAAGCAACUUUUUAUGAACUAUUUUAAUUGCAACUGAUACAAUUAGUAAUUAGGAAAAUACUAAGAUCCCACUGCCUGAAACAGUAAACUGAACUAAUUAAAUAUAAUUAAUUUUUAAUCAUAAGUAAAUUUAAACAUUUAAGUACUCGCUAAAUUCGUUUGGACCAUUAACGAGUAGACACCGUCCAAGUAAUUCAACUCGCUCUUUUACUCGAUAUUGUGAAAGCGAAUUCAUAAGCAUUUUUUGUUUAUUCAAUUAUUAUUUUUAUUUCCUUUGUGAUUUUGUUAAUCAUCCGAUUUACAUAUGUUUUUUUUUUCCAUUGUUUAUAUACUGUAUAUAGUAUUACGUUCAAUACUCAAAGUCCGUAGAAUAAUUGGUAUGUUUUAUUGGUUGAAACAAGAAAUCCAAUCAAUUGGCUAUUUGUGCAAUUAUCAAAAAUAACUUCGAGGCGCGUCAUGAACCCAACCCACAAUUUGGGUUCUUUGCCCACGAGGAUGUUGUAAACUUAAUUAUCGACUACUUAAUUAUGCUCUAGCAGACUCUUAGCAUUAUAUUCAUAUUAUUUAUAAUUAUAGUUUUUAAGGCAUUAUCGUGCACCAAUUCGAUGCACAUCAAAAUGCGCAAGGGACUUCCAGUGAAAAAUUAACUGAUAUUUUAUACAUACAUAAUUACAUCAUACAAUCCUAGUGUCCUCUAUAUAUUAAAAUAACCAAAUAAAAUGAAAGGCGCACAAAUCGUAAGCACAAAAGUACUCAGCAUUUGUAUUAUGUAUUCUGAUUUCAAUAUUUACUUAAAGCAAGCAUUACGACUUAACUUAACAAUGCGCUCAAUAAAUAGAUUUUAUACGACAUAAACUCGUGAA